This is a messenger RNA of Vigna umbellata (rice bean), 1045 nucleotides long. NCBI's taxonomy places the organism in Eukaryota, Viridiplantae, Streptophyta, Magnoliopsida, Fabales, Fabaceae. The record is from RefSeq and is a predicted model, not a curated record.
AGAGCAUGGGUGAGAAGUUGAGAAGCAGCGAGAAUGAGAGUGAAAGGUUUUGGAAUAUGUUGAGAAUAAAAAUAGGAGAAGGAGAAGCAAGUUGGUGUCUCCCAAUCCAGAUUUCUGUGAAAGUCAGAAGACACUAAAUAGGGCUCAACCUAAAGCCAAGUCGCCCAUAAUUCUUUUGUCCCCAUAUACACUCUCACCCCACCAUCAAUUAAAGCUCUUCUCUUCUCUUCUCUUCUCUUCUAACUCUUCCACCACAAAACUAAGCUAAGGAAAACAGAGAGAAAGAUGAAGAUCCAGUGUGAUGUAUGUGACAAAAUGGAAGCCACAAUCUUCUGUCCUGCAGAUGAAGCUGCUCUUUGCCAUGGCUGCGAUCGCACCAUUCACCACGCCAACAAGCUUGCAACCAAACACCCUCGUUUCCCUCUCAUCUUCCCCACCUCCAAAGACUUCCCUCUCUGUGAUAUCUGCCAAGAGAAGCGUGCGUAUCUAUUCUGCCAAGAAGACAGGGCAUUGUUGUGCAGGGAAUGUGACCUUCCAAUACACAGAGCGAAUGAGCAUACUCAGAAACAUAACAGGUUUCUUCUAACGGGGGUGAAGCUCUCGGCUACAUCUUUGGAUUAUGCUUCCUCCUCCACCAAUGAAAAUCUCAGCUCUUCUUGCAAGGUUGAAGACAACGUGGGCAGUGACACUGGCUCGGUUUCAACCAGCAGCAUUUCUGAGUAUUUGAUCGAGACAAUACCCGGUUACUGUUUCGAAGAACUCCUUGAUGGUUCAUUCGCACCUAAUAAUGGUUUCUGUAAGAAGGAGAAUCAUGAUCAUCUUUGGGAGUUUCAGGAGCAAGAUCUAGCUCAGGAGUUAAGGAAAUUCCAAACGGGGGAUGUUAUGGUUGUGCCGUUUCUUAAACUAGUUGUUCGAGAUUGAUAAAAAAUCUAGACCAACUACUUGUAAAAAUCUGUUGGGAAAUAUCUUCUAUGGUUUCAUUAUCUGAAUUUCUUUUUGGGUUCUGUGCUUGUAUUCUUUUUAUAAACUUAUUCUUCGUUCUACA